AUGAAGCAAAUGAUUGGAAAUGAAGAAAGACAUUAUUCUACCCUAGAAGUGAAUGUAACAGAUGAAGCCAAGGAUUAUGCAGGCUAUCAUUGCAUGCUCAUAACUCUCGCCAAAACUAUUAAAGGAGGUAGCACCAUGAUUAAACCUUCAGAUAGAGGUCAGGGAAGAUAUUGUACACUUUACUUCUGGAACAACGUCCCCUCAGGCGAUGACGGCUCAUCCCUAAGAAACCCCCCUCUGACAGGUGAUGUAACAAUUGAAAUUGAGUUUGCGGCUGCUGUCAACCAGAAUUUAACAGUCAUUGUCUUUGGAGAGUUUGAACAAGUGAUUGAAGUGGAUCAUCGCGGAGGUGUGAUUUAA
This is a messenger RNA of Porites lobata, 360 nucleotides long. Lineage: Eukaryota; Metazoa; Cnidaria; Anthozoa; Scleractinia; Poritidae. The record is from the annotation of a GenBank genome assembly.